This is a messenger RNA of Pocillopora verrucosa, 1242 nucleotides long. The record is from RefSeq and is a predicted model, not a curated record. NCBI's taxonomy places the organism in Eukaryota, Metazoa, Cnidaria, Anthozoa, Scleractinia, Pocilloporidae.
CGAUGAUUUACUGUCAAUGUGAUUUCUACGGAAAGGUUCCUCCACAAAUGAGUGCUAUCACUGACAGCCUGGUGACUCGGUUAAAACUUACAACAACUCUGCCACACUUGAGCGCUAACAGCUUUGCGGACGCGCCAUUCGCAACACCAAUGCAAACAGAUAAAGCGCGAGAAACAACCGAAUUAAACGCCUCGUGGAAACCUCAGCAUCAGAGACAACAAGAAAAACUGAAUUUUGGGAUUGAGACGAUUCUGUAUGGUUCUUCAAAAUCAGACCUCUUAAACACCCGCCCAAAUGUUACCUUCACCACUCCCCUCAGUGUGACAAGGCAAACGCAUUCCCCAUCCUGGUCCCGUCCGGUUUUCUCCGACCACCAACGAAAAACGUUGGAGGACCGCUUCCAGCGUCAACACUAUUUGAAUAAACGGGAGAGGUACUACUUAUCGCUGUAUCUUGGGCUUACGGAGCAUCAGAUAAAGGUUUGGUUCCAAAAUAGACGAGUCAAGUGGAGACAUUCGCAGGAAGGGAAAAAAGAUCGAAAUGCAAAAUUGCACCGAGCCAAGAAAACUGCAGAGAAAAACUAAUGGCUACGGAGAAGACGUGCAAGGGAAAAAUUUACUUUCCGGUUGUGUUGGAUUGAUGCAAAAAGAAAAAAGAGGCAUCGACUUGAUUUCGCUUAACCCUUUAACCUUUAACCCCUGAGAGUGAUAAACAUCUAAUUUCUCCCAAUAGUGUCACUCCUAAGGUCAUUAGAUUUAAGGUAAUGAUCGCAAGGCCAAGAAGGUCUUGAUUACGAGGCAACUUCUCCUUGUAAGUGUAGAGAAGAGAAUGGAGAACUUCCAAACUGAUGUUAGGGUGUAAAGGGUUAAGAUGUGAUUCAAGAGAUUCGCCGUAUGUGUAGUGUAAGUAGGCUCUCAUUCGCGUGGGACGUUACAAGCUGUGAAGAUGCAAGCCGAGACUGGAGAGGUGAUAUCUGCGAGGGACUGCAAACAGAUAUGUAUGUGUGAUAUUAUUUGUUUUUGAAUUUUCUCACGCAAACACCCAAUUUACAGAUUAUCUCGGGGUGUAGGGGGGAAUUUCAGCUGCUCGCACGUAGAAUGCCGCCUUCCCGGGUUUGUUUUGCUUUGAAAAUGUCACUUCUUUAGUAAAGAAGUGUUUAUGUACAGUCACUUGUUGUUGUUUUGGAAAAAUAAUGCUGUAAUCACGCACUCAUGAUUAAUAGUCGCACGUGUAAACUAUCCU